Molecule: messenger RNA, 1599 nt
Organism: Fibroporia radiculosa
Lineage: Eukaryota; Fungi; Basidiomycota; Agaricomycetes; Polyporales; Fibroporiaceae
Exons: 12
Coding region: 1-1599 (532 amino acids)
Molecular function (GO): heme binding; monooxygenase activity; oxidoreductase activity, acting on paired donors, with incorporation or reduction of molecular oxygen
Source: RefSeq, a predicted model, not a curated record
AUGGCUACCGUCCCCUGCACGCCCCUUCUGCUCUGUGCCUCCCUCGUCUGUAUUUUAUACGGCUGCCUCGUACGACGAAAUGCCCGCCAUCUUCCUCCUGGCCCCCGCGCUUCUACCUUUGGCUCUGUCGCGUUGCCGACCUCGUAUCCUUGGAAAACCUACGCGGAAUGGAGGAAGCUCUAUGGCGACGUGAUCUACAUCCACAUCUUCGGGAAUCCCAUUCUCAUAUUGAACACCGCGAGGGACGAUGGUCAGCAAGCUGUGCGUCGCGUUUCAGAUACGUCUCUGGUUUCCUUAUCUCACCGAGCUCCAGCAUGGGCUUUGAUUGGUUAUUCUCGACUGCACCAUACGGCUCGUGGUGGAAGCGACACCGAACGCUUUUCCACCACUACUUCAACAAUACCACAACCUCCCACCACCAUCCCGUACAGUCCAGAGAAACACAUGUCCUCCUCCAAAAUCUCCUCGACACGCCUGACAUGUUUGCUCACCACGUACGAAGGUCUCUACCCUUUCUCUGAAUUCGGGGUUGUACCAUAUGGACUUACAGGUGCCACUGACAGGACUGCUGCUGCAAUCAUCAUGAAUAUUGUCUACGGACAUCAGGUUGCUCCGGAAGGAGAUAACUUCGUGACGUUAGCCGACAAAGCACUAGCCACCUUAGCAGCAAGUGGGAUCUUUGGAACAUAUCUCGUUGAUUACAUUCCUCUUCUCAGACACGUGCCUAGGUGGAUGCCCGGCGCUGGCUUCAAGCGGCAAGCACUCGAAUGGCGAAAACUAAACCAAGCAAUGCUGAAUGCACCGUUCGACAUGGUCAAAGAACGAAUGAAACAUGGGAGUGCCAUCUCAGCACUGACUACGUUCGAGCUGGAGAAGUGGCAACACAAUGGUCAAGAUCCAGACGAAGAGAGAAUAAUCAAGGAUGUUGCUGCAACUGCAUAUGCUGCUGGUGCGGAUACUACUGUAUCAGGCGUUAUAUCGUUUUUCUUGGCGAUGACCAUCUAUCCCGAUGUCCUCAAGCGAGCGCAAGCUGAGAUCGAUCAGGUCGUAGGCCCUGAUCGUCUGCCUAACUUCGACGAUCGAAUCUCGCUGCUUUAUGUGGACUGGAUCGUAUGGGAAUGUCUUCGAUGGAAUCCUGUUACACCUUUAGGAAUAGCACACAGCAUGACAGACGACGAUGAAUACGAAGGAUACCACAUCCCAAAAGGCACGACGGUUCUACCAAAUGUUUGGGGUAUAUUACAUGAUGAGACCACUUAUCCUGACCCGCUCCGAUUUCAUCCCGAGCGUUAUGCAGAUGCUCAAGUUAACAGUGAGCAAAACAUCAAUGAGAUUCCUUGGGCCGCUUUUGGGUUCGGUAGACGGAUGUGUCCUGGCAGGUGGCUAGCUGUAGAUUCACUAUGGAUAGCCGUAGCCACCAUUUGUGCAACUUUCGAUAUCUCGAAGGCUCUAGAUGAAAAGGGUAUGCCCAUUGAGCCAGAUGUAGAGUUUACAUCUACGUUGCUCAGUCGCCCUAAACCAUUCAAGUGCCGCAUAACACCUAGAUCACAGGCUGUUGCUUCACUCGUUGAGCAGUCUCUAGAACAAUCUUCAAUCUAA